UGUCAAUCAAGGCGGGCGGGAAGCUCGAGCGUUGGUUCCGGAUUCAGACGGAGCGAGCGAGUGGAUUUGUAGAUUCCACAGAAGAAUCCUUUCCUUUUAAAUGACCAUCAAAACUGGAUUUUGAGUUUUAUGGCGUGAUGGCCAAAGGAACUUCCAUUCCAGCUUCCAGCUUUGGCCUUGAAUACUGGUUGAAUAAGGCUGUUGAGUGGGGCCAGACCACCACUUUUCAAUCGCAGCAAGAUGUCUGCCUACACCUGCCUAAAUUACAGGAGUUCUUAAAGCAGAUUUAUGGAGCCAUACAGCAUAUGAGCACAACACCAGCAUUAAAGUCAUUCCCACUAAUUGGUCAGUUAUUGGGCAGAUUGUGUUGGAAUCCAUUUGUUGUAGCAGAUGAGACCAGCCAACAGUACCUAUUACAGUGUCUGUGGUGUUUAUACAGUGCAGAACCUGAGAAUGCUGUGGAACUGAAGGCCAAUGAGUGGAUACAGAGCUUACUGCAGAAUUUGACUGGAGUUGAUCAAGAAAUGAGAAGUCUUAUUCAGAAUUUACAUUACCCAGAGGAGGAAUACCAUUCUCAAUUGUUGAAAAAUAUGGCCUCCACUUUAGUUAAGGAACUUCAAGGCAAUCAAUGUGACAGAAAUUCCUUGUAUAAAAGACUCCCACAGGAACAACUGAGGAGUUUUUCUGUCCUCUGCUCACCGAUUGUUACUUUAGUUGAAGUUUUUCCCUUGGUGGAAGCUCUUCUGACUUGUCGUGAAGAUGAUUUGGAUGAAACUCUUUGCACAGAAUUUCUAGAGUCUGUCAGUACUGGCAUUUUGCAGAAAAAGAUUUCCUUGUCUGACAAUGCAGUUAUGAGCUUGUGGCUACGUUACCUCCCAAGUCUAGAACAAGCUAUAUUCCAUCUUGUUAAAACUUUGAUUUCUCAUUCCUGGGCAUCUUUGCCGCAAGUUGAAGUUAUUAUCACUGAUUCGUUACUGCCUAAAGCAGCAGCCUGUCAUCCUUCGUUGUUUAGAGUACUUGAUAAUUUCUUCAGGACCAUUCUGCUAGAAUCUGAUGGACACCCUAAGAUUAUUGCAGUUAUACAAGCAUUUACACGGUGUUUUGUUCAAGCCCUGCUACAGGUACAACCACAGAUUCCACUGAAGCUGUACUUUCCAGCUGUUAACCAAUCUCUUGUGAUGAUGCUACUUGUGCCUCCAUCAGAUAUGCCAUCAGCUGCCUGGUCUCAGCACCUAAUAAGUAUUAUUCAAAUUUUGAAGAUGAAUAAAGAAGUCAGACGAACUUCUGCUAAUGUAUUUGAGAACUGGUUUUUACUGGUUCACUUUGGAGACUGGAUCAAUGUUGCUCUACAGCAGUUGAUGAUGACAGAUGCCAUCUCAGAGAUGCUGCUUUGGCUUUUGCUGUUCUACUACAAGCCACAUAUGGAAACCAAACAAGAGAGUGAUUUAAUGGAAAAUGUGAAAUCUGUGUACAAUCAAAUAAAGAUUUUAAUCAACAAGACAACUGUGAAUUUCAAGGAAGUGCAGACUGCAUUGGUCACUGGGAAUCUUUCCACAGAAAAAUGUCACUUCAAUGACCUGAUCGGUCACCUCUUUCUGAGCUUUUUGUUAUUUUCACCUGGUGGCCAGAGAAUAGCAAAGGAAUCUGUGCAACUUUUCACAUCAAUUGGAACUGCCACUGGUGGAAUUUCAGAAAUGCUGGCUGCUACUGCACACAGACUAAAGAACAAAAGGUGUGGAGCAUCACAAGAUGACAAGGUGCAGAGCACUAUUGAACUCCUGCAGCAACAGUUACAUGAAAUUCAGUCUGAGAAUAUGUGCUAUAUUUAUUGAAUUUAGUUAGUUUCCAGUUUGAUAUGUUUGUUCAGAUUUUCAACCAACUAUAUGUAUUAAUAUACAACUUUAUUGUAUCACUUUGAAAAACUUCUGGGCUAAAUUGAUCAUAAACAUUAUGUUGGUCUUGUUCUAAUCAAGAAACGCACUCCUAAAUCUGGUAGAGUUUGAUUUUGUGUAAAGCUAGGAACAGCACUAUGUUCUUGCACAAAACAAAAAUCUAAAAUGUUUGUAUGGAAUGAAAUGUAACAAAUAGAAAACUUUGUAUCAGUGGAAGAUUUUAUUUCUUGACUGAAGCUCUUUUGGUGUUUUUCGUGCAAUUGAAUGCAAGAUGUAUUAACAAUUUUGUUUUUACAAUGCAGUAACGUACAAGAGAGCUCUUGAAACUCUGCUUCUUUAAAAGGAGACAUCUGCUUUCACAUUCCUAGUGUCUGACACAGCCUGGCUUGAAUAAACUGCAGAUAUUUUUAC
Hemiscyllium ocellatum (epaulette shark) is the source of this 2303-nucleotide messenger RNA. It is a transcript of the gene fancc, whose product is annotated as FA complementation group C. Gene Ontology annotation, cellular component: Fanconi anaemia nuclear complex. Lineage: Eukaryota; Metazoa; Chordata; Chondrichthyes; Orectolobiformes; Hemiscylliidae. The record is from RefSeq and is a predicted model, not a curated record. Gene Ontology annotation, biological process: nucleotide-excision repair; interstrand cross-link repair; cellular response to oxidative stress. The transcript has 15 exons. The coding region runs from base 138 to 1832 and encodes 564 amino acids.